Ipomoea nil (Japanese morning glory) is the source of this 2116-nucleotide messenger RNA. Its product is annotated as disease resistance protein TAO1-like. Bases 31 to 1932 code for a protein of 633 amino acids. The transcript has 5 exons. The record is from RefSeq and is a predicted model, not a curated record. NCBI's taxonomy places the organism in Eukaryota, Viridiplantae, Streptophyta, Magnoliopsida, Solanales, Convolvulaceae. Gene Ontology annotation, biological process: defense response.
GAAAACAGCUCUCACUAAGAAGAUCUCUCUAUGCAUGACUUAGUCCGAGAUAUGGGAAGAGAAGUUGUUCGCAAAGAAGUGCCUACACAGCCUGAAAAAAGAAGCAGAUUGACUUUAGCUGAUGAUGUCUUUGAUGUUCUCAAGGGUGACAAGGGUACCGAAGCAAUUGAAACAAUGAUCAUAUAUUUGCAAAAGAAUGUGAAUUUGAAUACUAAGGUAUUCUCUAAAAUGACCAGAUUAAGAUUACUCAAAAUCUUGUCCAUGAAUGUUAGGGGAUCUUUAAAAUACUUGUCCAAUGAACUCAGGUUGCUUUAUUGGAAAAAUUGCCCUUUGAGAUGCAUAUCCUCUGAUCUUUGCUUGGGAAAACUUGUUAUUUUAGAAAUACAAGGAGACAAUAUCGAGGAAUUCCAACCUAAUUUGCAGCGUUUUACAUGCUUGGAGGUCUUAGUGCUUGCUCUUUGCAAGAAACUUAAAAGAGCUCCCAACUUUGGUGGAGCACAUAGUCUAAAGAAACCCUCCCUGUGGGGUUGUUCAAAGUUGGUUGAAUUGCCACAAUCAAUUGAGGAUUUAAAAAACCUUGUCCAGUUAGAUUUGGGUGCUUGCAAGAAUCUCAGGGCGCUUCCUAAUAGCAUUUGUAAGUUGAAAUCUCUUCAGGAUCUUAAUCUGCGAGGAUGCUACAAGAUAAAAGAAUUGCCUGCUAACUUGGGAAAAUUGGAGCAAUUAGGUCUGCUUAAUGCAAUUGAUACUUCGGUGUCACAUCUACCUUUUUCUUGCAGAUCUUUGAGAUAUCUCAAAACUCUGCUACUACCACCAUUGUUGGAAGGGUAUAGGAGUGUGAAACCUAUUGGGCAUUUGACAUCUUCAUGUGCUAAUUUAUGUUCCUUGGAAACUCUAAGGGCUCCUUACCAAUCUUUGCAGCAUUUAUCCUUAUUGGCAAAUUUAGAUCUUCAAACUGGUCAUGGGAAUUUAUCCUUAUUGAAAGAUUUAGAUCUAAGGUAUAGUUGUUUCCAUUCCUUGCCCUUAAACCUUUGUCAUCUUGCCCAGCUACAAGUACUCCGCUUGGACAACUGUCUGAACCUUCAAGUGAUUAAAGAUCUUCCACCUUGCCUGGAGAAUCUCUUUGCAGUAAAUUGUCCCUUGCUAGAAAGCGUACGAGAUCUUCCACCUAGCUUAAAGGAUCUCUUGUUAGAUGAUUGCCCCUUGCUGGAAGACAUACAAGACCUAUCUGGCUUAAUAGGGCUACAUUAUUUGUAUUUUUAUAACUGCAGCAAUUUGAUUGAGCUUCAAGGCCUUGAGAAUCUCGUUGAGUUAAGAGAAAUUGACAUUAGAAAUUGUAGCACUCUGAGCAGUAAAUCUUGGUUUGUGAACUUGUGUAAGGCACUUUUGCAAAACUCGAACUGUCGUGAAUGGCUUAAAAUGAGUGUUUCAAAAGACAUGGUUUCAAAAUACUUGUGCAGCAAUAAUGAAGUAGCUGGAUGUUCAUCGAAUUACAGUUUGGCAUUGUUUUUGAAGAAAAAAGGGAUAUUUAUUGUUGUGGAGAUUUUAUGUUUCUUUCGGCAGCAAUUUUUGGAUUACAAAAUGAUUGGAACAGAGUUGAUAUAUCCAGAUGAUGAUAUGGAGGUUCGAUGCACAGUAUAUAAUCUUUUUACAGAACCCAAUAAAUUCGAAGAAGUAGAGGAGCUUAUAGAGUUGCAUUCAUCGUCUGAGGAAAAAUGGAAAGAUAGAAGCAUUCUUCAAACAUGUAUAGUAUAUGAAGAAGAGGGUGAGGUAUACUUCAUUCCUAUGAACCCAAAUGUGGUGAUAAAAUUCCACCCUCAAUCUACUGACGAUGAAAUUACAGGCAUGGAAAGAGAGCAGCAGAAUGAAGGGACUUGCAUUUGGGAUGCUGUAUGUCUGCACCCUUUAUUUCGAUGUCUUGGUUUUUCUGACUGACACAUAAUUAGCUCAAUUGAUUAACUGUUUUAAGGCUUGUGCAGCAGUUUUAAUCUCUUCUAUAUAUAGUCUUGUUGGCUUGUGCACAUUGUUUUGUAUGGUAAUGUUGUGCCAUCAGGUUUGCUCUAUAAAUGCUUGUACAUGAAUAAUUUUAUACUUGAGUUAAACCAACACUUUCAUUUCU